UCUAAAUAAAUCAAUUAUUACCUAGAGGUUUUUGGUUGCACUUCUUAGAGAAAACAAGUGCCUGGAUUUCGUAUUCUUAAGGUUAUAAGCUCUGUAUUUUGGCGUUUAAAACUUUUGUACUACAAACCGUGCAGCAAAAGCGCAAUUAAAUCCAGCAUCGUGUAAAACGUGCACUAGCGUGCUUGCGUCCCACGUGAUCACUCAUACAAAAACAUAUGUCACGUGACGCGUGAGCCAAAAGGGCCUGAGCGAAACGGCAACAGCGGAUAAGCGUCGGUUUUCCUGCCGUCUCCGAAACUGUAGUGACCGGACUUUGUAUGACGGUGUAUUUAAGAUGUUUGCCGUCUUUCCCCGUCAAUACAAUUUCCCUACUAGAGUUUCAGUUUACGUGUAGACUCCGCCAGUCUAAUGGCGUCCCUGGCUGGGAGCGAAGCAGGCGAGACCGGCUCUGGUGAGGGGGCAGUCGCCGGUCUGCCCGGGGCCGGGCCCCCGCUGCGAUCUCACGGCCCGGGCUCGCUCAUGGUGGAGUCGGUGGACGAUGCGGAGGGGCUGUACGUGGCGGUGGAGCGCUGUCCCCUGUGCAACACGGCCCGCCGCAGACUCACUUGCGCCCGCUGCAUCCAGGCUGGCGACUUCGUUUAUUUCGACGGCAGGAACCCGGAGCGAUAUAUUCAGAAAAUAGACCGACUCAAGAAGUUAAGAGAGGAAAAGGAGGAGUUGCAGCAAAGAGUAAUCAAAUCCAUGGAAAAGAAGGUUCGAGCUGAUCAGCUGAAGUGGAAGAUUAUGUCAUGCAAGAUGAAAAUUGAGCAGCUGAAAGAAGCUGUCUGCUGCGGUAAUGAGGAAGUGAAAAGUGGCCAGGACCUGCUGCUUCGGACUCACGAGGAGAGCCAGCGGCUGCAGCGGCGGGCCAGCCGGCACCAGGAGAAGAAGGACAAAAUCGAGAGGCACAACCGGCGCCUGGGAGAGCUGCUGGAGAAGAGGGGCCGCGAGCUGCAGGGCCGGCUGGAGCAGCUGGCCGAGAUCCGCCGGGGACACAUCCUGGAGCUGACCACCCUCAUCUUCCCCACCCAGGAGGAGAAGCAGGGCACCAGGGACCCGGCCGAUGUGGCGGCAGAGUGUGACCCCGCAUUGACCUCCAGCACUGUCAGCGAACUGGCAGAGGCUCGCCGGACCACCUACCUGUCAGGCCGAUGGAUCUGGGAUGAUCAGAAUGGAGAGACCAGCAUCAGCAUCACAAGCCCGCGGGUCACGUUGCCCAGCAAUGGGGACUGCUCUGCCUACUACAGCUGGGUGGAGGAUAAGAGAACCAAUCAGGGUCCUGAGCUGGAUCACAUCAAUCCGGCACACACCAUAAGCGCUGCCCUGUGUUACGCCACCCAGCUCGUCAACAUUCUGUCCCACAUCCUGAAUGUCAACCUUCCCAAGAAGCUUUGUAACAGCGAGUUCUGCGGCGAGAGCCUGACUCGCUACAGGUUCACCCGAGCCCUCAACAAGCUGAACACCAACAUCUUGCACCUCUGCUUCUCUCAGCACGUCGAAAGUGAGCUGCUGCAUCCUCACCACACCUUGCGGAACAUCAUGUUUCUGGUGUCCCCUAACAACAACAACCUGGGCAGAACGGGACCCUUCGAGGUCAGUGCCGACCUGGAGGACUCCAUGGAGUUUGUGGAGCCAGAGGCAGCCAGUCAGGCAGAGGAUAGCGGCAAUGAGGCAGUGACUGAUGAGGAGACUGACCUGGGUACGGACUGGGAGACCGUUCCCAGCCCACGCUUCUGCGACAUCCCCUCGCAGCCCAUGGACCUGUCGCAGAGCACCGCCAUGCAGGCCUCACAGCCCAUGGGCAACGCCGGGGGCAUGAUCUCCUCAGCGGCCGCCUCCGUCACUUCCUGGUUCCGGGCGUACACGGGCCAGCGUUGAAGCCUGCUCAACACAGACGAGUUCCCCUCCUAGACACCUUUGCUACCCCAGCGGGCCUUUUGAUGAGACUGCAUGUGUAUGUGUUUGAGGUGGGAGGGUGUGACUUUGUGGAUCCCCCUUUUAUAAGAUUAUCUGAAAACGGUUAUGCACUGAAUAUGUUCUGAGAAGAGUAUAGCAGGAUUUUUGAAACCUACUUGGAACACCACAGAUUGAGUAGACAAUGGAUGCCAUAAUGCUGAAUCAACUACGAAGAGAAAAUUAGCAAUAUUUACAGCCUACCCCACCAGUGCAAAAUUGUCAAAAUGAGGAUGUGUUGGACCUAAUGUUUGGCCUGUUUUAAAGCUAUUUUUAACAUUAGAACCUGUCACAUUCACUGUGUUCUUGGGUAAUUACUACUGAGUUUAGUACUAGCAAAGGAUCUUCAUGUUUGCUUAGACCUAAUCUGUACCAAAUGCUGUCAACCGGACAGUUAUGUCCAUGUUUACCUUAUGGAAGCCAUGGCAUGUCUUGAGGAUGUACAAUACUUUUCUCCUCUUCCAAAUGUCAUCUGAACUGCGAUGCUAUGCUGCUUCCAAAGGACACAUUUCUGUUGCAUCAAGCAAUAUUGUGUGAAAGGUUGUCAGCGACAGGUGACGUGUACUACAAAUAACCAUCAACAUCCAUUCAAUGGACUGAAGACACAGAGGAAGCUCAAAAUACUUCGGAAUAGGUAGAUUCACAUUUUCUGUAACAGUGUAUGGCUAUUAUGCAAUUUUUUUUUUGCCAUAAAACAUUUGAAACAGUUUA
Messenger RNA from Paramormyrops kingsleyae, 2703 nucleotides. It is a transcript of the gene atg14, whose product is annotated as autophagy related 14. The record is from RefSeq and is a predicted model, not a curated record. Gene Ontology annotation, cellular component: extrinsic component of omegasome membrane; autophagosome; phosphatidylinositol 3-kinase complex, class III. Gene Ontology annotation, biological process: autophagosome membrane docking; autophagosome assembly; cellular response to starvation. Gene Ontology annotation, molecular function: phosphatidylinositol 3-kinase regulator activity; protein-membrane adaptor activity. NCBI's taxonomy places the organism in Eukaryota, Metazoa, Chordata, Actinopteri, Osteoglossiformes, Mormyridae.